Molecule: messenger RNA, 714 nt
Organism: Symbiodinium natans
Lineage: Eukaryota; Dinophyceae; Suessiales; Symbiodiniaceae
Source: the annotation of a GenBank genome assembly
AUGGCGACCACGGGCUACAGCGGCUUCUACACCGGCCUCGAUGCCAAAGGCCGCUGUGCCGUCGCGGGAGUCGCCGCCAACGUCGGCGUCGGCCAGUCUGUGGCGCAGACCCGCACGGGCCUCCGCCUCAAAGCUGUCGCGCCCACACAGACGCCGCAGCCUGCCCGGGCGCCACCUGCUGUGCCGCCCCACAUCUUCCUCAAGCACCCACUCGAGCUAGAGGUCAUGAGCGCAGCCAAACUUUGGCAGCUAGCCCAGCACCUCCAAUCGAUGGGAGGAGGGACCUUGCCGGUCCUACCCUCGCACCGCCAAGAAUUGGAAGAGUGGGUCCUGAAGGCCCAGCAGAUCUUGGGGGCCACACCCGGCACCCAAGCUGCGGGCGCUCCUUCCGAACUCGGCCGGGCGGCACAAGGUGGAUUCCGCCCGGACAGCGUGGAGCUGAAGCUUCCCAAAGGCGGCAACGUCCGGGAGGAAUUUCGUGAGGCGCGGAAGCUCCGGCAGCGGCAGCGGCAGGCAGCCCUGGGCGGCACCCCAGCAGCGGGUCAAGAUGAUGCCACCCACUUCACACCCACUUCGUGGGCCAUCGCUGGCCACUUUGAGGAGGGGCUGGCUGCCCAGCGCGCUGAGGCGCGCCUCCAGCGCCAGCGCGCCGUGCAGCAUGGGCUUGCAGGAAAUGGCGGUGUUCUACCAUACCCUAAGGGUCCAUGUACCUAA